AUGGAAACCCUGAUACGCAAUCUGAUCCUCGGCUUUAAGGUCCGAACUGCGGGCUUUAAACCAGAUCAGCCGCUGAUUCGCGUGAAACCAAAUAACAACGACCUUGAAUUGACCAACGAAUUCGAGCAGGCUCUUACCGAUGUGUCGAACUUUUCUAUGCAGGCCAAUUUCAUUGCCCAAUAUCCAGAUCUGGCGCCGUACAUACGUGCCGACAUCCGCUCUUUCGCACCUACUCUUCCACCAAGUGUUUCCUUACCGCGUCCCACGCCUUCUCUGCCCGUCGGCACUCAAGCCUUGGAACCUGACACAUUAUGGCCUCAGCCUAGGCUCUUCUCCCAAUCGACAAUGCAGCAUCCUCCAAAUCCCCUAUAUUCAUCACCCUACCUCUAUCCUACAGAGGGUUACCGAAAGGAGCAGACGAUGGUAUGUCCGGGUUCAACGGUACCCAUCAUGGGUGGAAAUAGGGACAACCAACCGCUCUUCACUCACUCAUCCUUGGAUUCUUUCAGUAAUACCGGGAAUGCAGAGACUCUUGACCUUUCCGGUCUCCAAUCCGGGGAUUAUUUCGAUCCUAAUCUCCCCAGAUCACUGCCUAGUUUUAAUCCACCUGUCGUUGACAACCCCAGAGAUCCAUGUACUGCAGGAUCUCUGGAUCUCGAUAGCUGGGAUAUGUUCGGCGGUGGGGAUAUCUUACAAAUACCCCCCUCGCAGUAG
Molecule: messenger RNA, 714 nt
Organism: Aspergillus oryzae RIB40
Lineage: Eukaryota; Fungi; Ascomycota; Eurotiomycetes; Eurotiales; Aspergillaceae
Exons: 1
Coding region: 1-714 (237 amino acids)
Source: RefSeq, a predicted model, not a curated record